AUGGCCACCGAAAGACAGCCUGAGAUUAUCUUGUAUGAUCUUGCAUGUAUCAAGAACAUAUGCUUCUCGCCCGUCGUUUGGAAGAUCCGCUUGAUGCUCAACUACAAGUGCAUUCCUUACAAGACCAUAUUCCUUGAAUUCCCCGAUAUUGAGCCAAAGCUCAAAGAGCUAGCCCGCAGUGCCGUCGGCCCCGCAUUCCGCAUCUCCGUCACGCCACGCGAGAACCUCAUCCUGUCGCCACGAGCUCAAGAGUAUUUUCGAGCCAAGAAUGAAGCUCGAAUGGGAUGCAAGCUGGAAGACUUGAUGAAUACAGAGAAAGAGAAGAAGACAUGGCAAGCUGUUGCGGACAAGAUGAGCGAGCUGAGUGAUUUGAUGCUGACGAACAAGGACAAAGGGCCCUUCUUGCUUGGUGAGAAGCCGAGCUACACUGAUUUCUUCAUUGCUGCUUCGCUCCAAUCGGCAAGAACUAUUGAUGAGGAGAUCUUCCAGCGUUGUGCUGCAUAUCCUGGCUUCAAGGCAAUCUACGAUGGUUGCAUUCCUUGGAUGGAGACAAAGAAUUAG
Molecule: messenger RNA, 561 nt
Organism: Fusarium subglutinans
Lineage: Eukaryota; Fungi; Ascomycota; Sordariomycetes; Hypocreales; Nectriaceae
Product: glutathione S-transferase
Exons: 2
Coding region: 1-561 (186 amino acids)
Source: RefSeq, a predicted model, not a curated record